Messenger RNA from Haliaeetus leucocephalus (bald eagle), 1485 nucleotides. RefSeq names its product citrate lyase beta like (gene CLYBL). Gene Ontology annotation, biological process: regulation of cobalamin catabolic process. NCBI's taxonomy places the organism in Eukaryota, Metazoa, Chordata, Aves, Accipitriformes, Accipitridae. The transcript has 11 exons. Bases 1 to 1335 code for a protein of 444 amino acids. The record is from RefSeq and is a predicted model, not a curated record. Gene Ontology annotation, molecular function: (S)-citramalyl-CoA lyase activity.
AUGGCGGCGGCGCCGGCCCGGUGGGCUGCCCCCUCGGUGGACGGGCACCGGCCUUGGCCUCCGCUCUUCGGCCCUAGAGGUCUCCGUUUACACAGCUGUUCCGUAAGCGGAGAAGCAGAUACCGAACGCAGUGCAAACCGAUCAGUAGCCCGUAGGCCGUUUGACUUCACUCCGGCGCACGCCGAGCACGGCUCGCCCUCCCCACAGCAGCACAACGUGAAAACGUUUCCCCUUUCUGGGGAUCGUGUCCCCGAGAAGCAGCGGAUCGACGGCAGCAGAGGAGCCCGCGCGCAGCGUCUCGAGGAGCGCGGAGUAGCGGGGCAGUCCUCGCCGGCUUACCUUUACGGGUCCCCGGAGCCCAACCGUCGGAGGGUGGAUUCUCCUCUGCCAGCUGGUGUUCCUAAGCUUAGUUACCGCCUUGCAUCAUCUCACAAGUACGUUCCCAGGCGAGCUGUGCUGUAUGUACCUGCAGAUGAUGAAAAGAAGAUACGAAAAAUCCCGUCACUAAAUGUAGAUUGUGCGGUGCUGGACUGUGAAGAUGGCGUGGCUCUGAACAGAAAGAGAGAAGCGAGACUGACCGUUGUCAAAACCCUUGAAGAGUUUGACUUUGGCCAUGCUGAAAAGUGUGUUAGGAUAAACUCUGUGUCCAGCGGUCUUGCAGAAGAAGAUCUAGAGGUGCUUUUGCAGUCCAAGACCCUUCCUUCAAGCAUGAUGCUGCCAAAGGUUGAAAAUGUCGAAGAAAUAAAAUGGUUUUCAGACAAAUUCUUACACCACCUAAAAGACCGAACACUUGUAGAACCAAUGAAUUUUAUCCCCUUUGUGGAAACUGCAGUGGGCUUGCUCAAUUUUAAGGCUGUCUGUGAAGAAGCACUGAGAACAGGAUCCCAGGUUGGCUUUCAUUUGGACGCAGUCGUCUUUGGAGGAGAGGAUUUCCGUGCCAGCAUAGGUGCAACAAGCAGUAAGGAAACUCACGAUAUUCUAUAUGCCAGGCAAAAAAUAAUAGUCACAGCAAAAGCAUUUGGCCUUCAAGCAAUAGACCUUGUUUACAUCGAUUUCCGAGAUGAAGAUGGGCUCCGCAGGCAAUCAAGAGAAGGUGCCUCAAUGGGAUUCACUGGUAAGCAGGUGAUUCACCCCAACCAAAUUGCUGUUGUCCAGGAACAGUUCUCUCCGAGCCCUGAAAAAAUAAAGUGGGCACAAGAACUGAUUUCUGCUUUUGAAGAACAUCAGCGAUUAGGCAAGGGAGCGUUUACUUUCCACGGGAGCAUGAUCGACAUGCCAUUACUGAAGCAGGCACAGAACAUUGUUACGCUUGCCACAGCCAUCAAGAAAAAAUGAGCUGAACUCCUGUCAGAACGGGCAAAGCCUCGAAUAAUUAUGCACCGGUUGAAAUAAUUGCGAUGAAAAUCAUCACCUCGUACGGGCUUCGCAUUCUUCCCCCCCCCCCCCAAAAACGGGCAACACCCAUUAAAAUUAUUGCUCUGACAA